AUGGAACCCUCUAAAUCCCUAGCUCUUUUCAAUCCCAUUCAGAUUGGACCGUAUCUUUUGCAACAUCGCGUCGUGCUUGCUCCUCUCACCCGAAUGCGAUGCACCAAGGACAAUGUCCCUCAAGAGGUGAUGGUCGAGUAUUACGGUCAACGAGCAAGCACAUGGGGAACACUACUUGUUAGUGAGGCAACGUUCAUUUCUCAGAAAGCGGGGUUGUAUUCCCAUGCUCCAGGUAUCUGGAAUGAAUCACAGAUAGAAGGGUGGAAGAAGGCAAGUGUUACAGAAGCAGUUCACGAGAAAGGCUCGUUUAUUUUUCUCCAACUCUGGGCUCUCGGACGUGCCGCGGACGUCGAGGCACUGCGUGCUGCAAAUUCUGAGUAUCCAUUUGUCUCCGCCUCCGAUAUACCGAUACCUGGAGGUGAAGGUCCUGAGAUUAAGCCUCGUCCGCUCUCCAAGGACGAGAUCAAGGAAUAUGUGAAAUUUUACGCUACAGCCGCACACAAUGCAGUGCACAAAGCUGGCUUUGACGGUGUAGAAAUUCAUGGUGCGAACGGGUACCUGAUUGACCAGUUUCUCCAAGAUGUUAGCAAUCACAGAGUUGACGAAUAUGGGGGAUCCGUGGAGAAUAGGUGCAGAUUUGCGCUGGAGGUGACUAGGGCGAUAGUUGAUGCUGUUGGCGAAGAGAGAACGGGGAUAAGAAUUGGACCGUGGGUACCUUUUCAAGGUAUGGGUAUGGUGAACCCAAAACCAACAUUCACCUACCUUGUUUCCCAGUUGAAGGUGUUAUAUCCCAGAUUCGCCUACCUACAUGUCAUUGAACCUGGCAUCUCAGGUGGUGCUUAUGUGGAAGCCUCGCCUUCAUUAUCGAAUGAUUUCCUUCGGGAUAUCUGGCUUCCUCGCCCCCUGAUUACGGCUGGAAAGUACAAUCGAGAAACUGCUUUCAAGGUAGCAGAAGAGGCAAGUAUCCGUUUACCGGCUGGUGCGGAGAAAGACUCGGGAGGGGAACUCGUUGCUUUUGGCAAGCUGUUCAUAGCCAACCCGGACCUUCCUACUAGAUUGAAAGAAGAUUCCCCGCUCAAUAACUAUGAUAGAGCGACAUUCUACAUCCCUGGAGAUAUGAGCGGUAGAGGAUACACGGAUUAUCCAUUUUGCACGUAA
Molecule: messenger RNA, 1158 nt
Organism: Lentinula edodes (shiitake mushroom)
Lineage: Eukaryota; Fungi; Basidiomycota; Agaricomycetes; Agaricales; Omphalotaceae
Product: FMN-linked oxidoreductase
Exons: 4
Coding region: 1-1158 (385 amino acids)
Molecular function (GO): NADPH dehydrogenase activity; FMN binding
Source: RefSeq, a predicted model, not a curated record